AAGCUUGCUUGAGGGAUUGGGGGGCCGUGGGUAGAGAUUGGGGGCAUUGGCUUAAACUAUAAAUUUACCGAAAGGACUCUGCCCCGCCAUCGUCUUCCUUUGCUGGCUCCCGUGGAGAAAUCCGGUCCUCCGGGCAAGGGUGGAUGGUCUUCUGGGAUCCCGAGGUAGCGACAGGGGCCCACACUUGCCAGCAGUGAGGGGAGGAAACUCAUCCAUCUCCGAGCCUUGAAUUACAUCCAGGUCCUGAGACGGACAGUCAUUACCCCUGGGCAUGGCAGGUGACUCACCCAUAGCGAAGUCGCCACUCACCCCCACACAAAACGUUUACUAAAGGACAGUGCGCAAGCGAUCAUUACUACCGGAGUCAACAACAAUGAAGUUCCAGCAAAUGUGCAUCGACGCUCAGGUCAGCAGCGACUCAGCAGCUUCGGCUCAACUGACUCAACCAGUUGCUACCAUCCAUUUACGGGAUUUUUCAGCACGAGCCUAGGGAAUUACUGAUUUGUGCCUUUGUGGGGGGAGCCCUGUCAGGUGAUCACAGUGGCGGCGGCGGGUCAGGAAUAAACAACUUGUAAGGCGUUGCUGUUCAACAUUGAGUGAUGGUAUACCAUGACUCACGGAAGGCGUCUUGCCCUGGGCAUCUUCAUUCUUCUGCUGGUGGAUAUCAUUUGGGUUGCAUCCUCAGAACUCUCAGAGUACAUCUUCAAUAACACUGGCUUUGAUAAGCCCUUCUUCAGCACCUACUUAAAGACCAGCAUGUUUACACUCUACCUCUUGGGUUUUAUCUUCUGGCGACCAUGGCGACAUCAAUGUUCUCACAGCAAUCACGAUGAACGUAUAUACCAGGAAGUUGAUGCAAAUGAGGAUGAGGGAGACCCACUUUCUCCUGAAAGUCGACAUUUGAGGACAGACCUUCCUCCUGCAUCCAUCUUCACUGUGGAUCAAGUGGCCUCCAGUGUUGCCAGAGACACUGAUGAAGAAGCCCAGCUUACUCACUUGGUUCUUUGGCGCUACUUACCUAUUGAACGUCCUCAGACUUUUGGCCACAAAGUACAUCACCAGAGUGAGCCAAGCUAUGUUCCACUUAAGUUGCAAGAGUCACAUGAGAAAAGCUCAGAUGGAGAGAGCGAUGACUCUUCUGUCAAGUCCGUCCGUUUCAGUAAGCUGACAGAGGUGCGGCAGAUGUCUGAGUCUGAUGCUGUGGAUGCCAUGUUGUCCCGCCUCUCCUUUUCUGCUUCCAUUCGGGCUGAGCAGUUGGCUCUUCAACAGGCAAACAAGUUGUCAAUUAAGGAAGUUAUGAAAGUAUCAUGCAUUUUCUGUUUACUGUGGUUUGCUGGAAACUAUGCCUACCAGAUUGCUCUAAGCAACACAGAAGCAGGUGUGGUCAAUGUCAUCUCUUCAGCUUCUGGUCUCUUCACUCUUAUUCUUGCUGCCAUCUUCCCAUCAUCAGUUGCAGACAAAUUCACUAUAUCCAAGCUAUUCUCAGUUCUACUUAUGGUUGUAGGAGUGGGACUGAUAAGCCUUGAAGAUAUCAGUUUGGAGGGCAAGAGUGUACCAAUAGGAGUAAUUUGGGCAGUGGCAGGAGCAGUUCUCUAUGCUUGUUACAUGGUCUUCCUUAAGUGGAGAGUACCUACUGAGGAGCAGAUGGAUUUUACCAUGUUCUUUGGUUUUGUGGGUUUAUUCAAUGCUAUCAUCCUUUGGCCUGGAUUUCCAUUGCUGGAUGUCAUUGGCUGGGAACCCUUCCAGUUGCCUAACCUCCAGCAGCUGCUCUACAUGUCUGUAAAUGGUCUAGUGGGCACAGUGUUGUCAGAAUUAUUGUGGUUAUGGGGUUGUUUCCUAACUUCAUCUCUGCUCGCAACACUUUCAUUGAGCCUCACUAUUCCACUCACAAUGUUUUUGGAUGUCUGGCUUAAGGGUGUGCAGUACUCCAUCCUUAUAUAUCUUGGUGCAGUGCCUAUGCUGCUUUCCUUCGUUGGUGUCACUCUUCUCACCCAUUUUGACAACUGGGACCCACUGAUGGAUGGCUUCAGGUACAUAAGCAGAAAAUGUUCCAAGCAGGACCACUUAUAUAGUUUGGUAGACACAGAAGGGAUGGAGAGGGAGAGUCUAAUAGUGAAUGCAGGUGAUGCAGAUGGAGAUGAUGACAUUGAAAGGGAAGAAGAGGAAGAAGAGGUUGACACUACACUCCUCAACAGCAACACCAAUGUCAGCAAUAUUCUGGUUGCAAAUGGUAGCAAUUCUUCUAGUAUUGAUUAUGAUGCUGCCACCCAAGGCCAUACUAAUAGACAUUCAAUUGCUGAUCAUGUUUGAUAGUAGCAUAAGAUCAUGAUACACAAUUAUCUUUUCAUGUCCAUAGUUUUUUCAGCCAUAAUGAAACCUUUUUCAAAAUUAAUAUUGUCAUUGUUUUGCAUUUGUUCAUAACCAUCUACCAUAUUUAGUCAUAUACUUUUUUUUUUUUUUUAUUAUUAAUAUAGGCAGUCUUCUUUUUCAGCAAUGAGAGGCUGGUACUUUGGUGUCAGACUUGGAUUAGAUAUAUAUUUUGUGAUUGUGAAGAUUUCUAGCUGUUUGAAUUUUCAAUACAGUAAAACCUCUUUAUGGCAGAUUAUUCAAUAGAAACUUCUAGUAGAAAUAGUUGAAUCAACUGAGGUACCAUCAUGAUUAUCAUAAUCAGUCUCAAUGAUUUCACUGCAGGACAAAGACAUCUCCAGUCUUUGCCAUGCAUUUCUGUCACUUGCAAAUCUUUUCUAGGACAUCUUAUGAAAAUUUCUUAAUUCUCAUUGUUUUUCAUGUUUGCCCUGUCUUUUACCAUCCAUUUAAUUUUCAUCAGUCUUUGUAGCACCUUGGUUGCUGCUCAUGUCAACAUUUUUUCUUUAAAUGCUGUUCAAAUGACUUUUAUUUGUUCUUUGAUCCAUGAUGCUCUUUUCUGAUCUUUUCAUUAUAUACAAAGCACUCCUCAUUCCAUUCCCUUUUUGGCUUUUUGAAGUCUUCAUUCCAUCACUUUCUCCACUUUUCUCUCUCUCUGUAUUAAAAUUGUUUAAAAUCUUUCUCUUUAUUUAUUCUGAGAGAAUAUAGUUCUUAAUGCUCUUUUGUCCAUUAAGGCCUCUCUCUCUCUCUCUCUCUCUCUCUCUCUCUCUCUCUCUCUCUCUCUCUCUCUCUCUCUCUCUCUCUCUCUCUCUCUCUCUCUCUCUCUCUCUCUCUCUCUCUCUCUCUCUCUCUCUCUCUCUCUCUCUCUCUCUCUCUCUCUCUCUCUCUCUCUCUCGUCAUCUGGACUUACACUAACUUUCUGUCUUAGAUAUAAUCUUGGACUCGUUGUUACUUCACCUUCUUUUGUAUUUCAUUGUCUGAUAUAGUAUAGUCCCGUGGUUCUUGACUUUUUCAGUGGACACACCCCUUUCAACUGAGCAGUCAGUUCUUGCAUCCCUGAAUUGUUGAGAUACAAAAAAUGCUAAAAUACAAAAAUUUUUUUAUUUCCAUUGACAAAGCUUUUUUGUAUGCCAGUUCACGAGGAAAUUAUCUCUUUACUGUUGCACAUGAUCUCCCUAGAAAACAGUACCAGCAUAUUCCUGUAAGUUUUCUUUCUUUCUCUCUCAUCAUAAUAAAUAACGUGUGUACAAAAAUAUAUUUUGCUUUAAUUUUCAUAGGCAUCAUCGCAUCCCUAGGAAAAGGCCUUGCUGCAAGCAUCUCUGGUUAAGAACCACUGGUAUAUUCAUUGAUCAUCACUUACAAUUUUUUCAUGUACAUCUUAAUAUCUAUUUUUUUAAUUUUCUGUGUAAUUUCAAAUUACACUUUUGUAAUAACAAAUUUUGUAAUAACAAAUUUUGUAAAUAACAAAUUACAUUUGUUAUUUAUGUUAAUUUCUGGCUCUUCUCAUUCCUAGUUCUUAAAGACUUUUUUUCUAUUACUACAAUGAACAUUUUAAGAGAAACAUUGUUGCUAUAAUUGUUUCCUUAUUGGCAUUUUCUUGUUGACCUUAUUUAGCUUUAUGUUGGCUAUUUAUGCUUUCCUUGAACUAAAUCUUUCCUAAUACCUUCAUAUUUGUUUCCCCCUAUCUCUUCCUGAAUGCUUUCAGAAUUAGUUUACUAAAAAGCUUUUAUAACUAAGAUGUAGUAGCCAGUUAAAGUACCUCCUUCAUUUUUGGUCUAUUUGUUUGUGUGAAUGCACCUGAGAGAAUGUGUGAAAGUGGAGAGUCAGUGUUAAAGUGAUAGCAAUUUACACUUAUUCAAAGCCAAGCAAUGAUGGUUGAGUGACCAGAUCAUCAAGAAUGGCUGGCAGCUUUUUGUAUUUCUUCUUUCUCCUUGGAAGGUGGUAGUUCACUUCCUUGAUGACCUGGUCAUGGAGAACUUCAUAGAGAACAGUUUUGUUGCCAAAUGUUACCUGUCCUGUCAACAAAUGCAGAGUCUCUUUUAGGUUCAUACCCAGAUAAACACAGGUGCACAAACACAGUCAUGCAGUGUAUCUUAAUUUAGUAGUAUGAUCUCAGGCACAACAGAAGAAUUAUUUAUUAUUUUCUUUUGUGAAUAUGCAGCAAAAUGAUAUUAUCGUAAGUGUGGUCUAAUUGCUGUCCCUAAUCCUCCCUAAUGUUUUUAACUUUCUGUAUAUAUUAUACAGACACACAUAUAGCAUAAUUAUAUGAUAUAAUAUUUAACAUUUUUUGUAUGUUUUGGCUUGCAUUCUGAAAAUCCUUACUUCCCCUUUUCCAUUGUUUUGGUUGUGCAUGUAAAGCCCAAGCAAAUAAAACAAGGAAACAAUAACACAAUAUAGGAUAAAAGGUAUUUUAAUGUCAGGGUAUGUUUGGGUUAGGAAAGAGGUAAUGACUGAUUGAAACAUUAUUAUUGCAAAUUCAUAUUAUGAAGGAGAAGGUUAGAGCCUCCCUAGUCAUAAUGACUGUAGGCCAUCCAGAAUAAUGUUUGGAGAUAUGUGAUUUAUAGAUAUGCAACAGACUACUCCUAAAAUUGUGUAAUAAUUAUUGACCCACAAAGGACAAGGCAGUCUAAGCUGUCUGUGACAACAUUCCCUCCCUCAAGGCUCUUGCAGCCACAGAUGCUGACCAUCAUGAUCUUACUGUGUGUGGUUGUGAAUGCUGAAAUUAUUCUACUUAAAGGGAUGAAACAAAACAUUAGUGACAACUAAUCAUCAUCAUUGUAAUCAUCAUAAUCAUUAUUGCCUGUAUUUGAGAGGUUCCAUUCAUUCAUAAUUAAAUUUGCCAGCUUAUUCAUCCAAUGGCAGCUCUUCAGAAUGUGUAGUCUCUAGCACUCACCCUGCUUACACCUAAGUCAAAAAGGUUUUUCUUCAUCACUUCAUUCUAAGUUUUCUUGGAUCUGCCUCAAAAUUUCUACUAACUUUAUUUAGAUCUUAUGUUUCUACACAAGUCCAUGUGUCUUCCUCUUUACUGCCACCAGUUGGCUGAUACUGGCAUUUUGAGUUUAUCACUAUCUACUUUAAAUGCAAAGUUGUUCAUUUGGCUUGACUGCCAUAACAGGGUUUUACUGUGUUAGGUAGCAGUAUUAAAGAAAUGCAUUAACUGCCAUUUAUUUGAAAUUAUAUGGCUAUAACUAGGUUAGCCUGUAAUAUCAGUCAGUAUUUGCAGCUUGUAGUGUAAAGACAUAUGUUAUCUUAAAUUUAAGCAUUCCUCAAUUCAAAGAUAAUGUAUGUACAACUAAAACUAUAUUCUUAGUACUAUAAACUGCACUUUCACUAAAAGAUGGGAGAUAUAUAGUGUGUGAUCAACAAUGAAAAUAUAUAGAUUUGGAAGUUAAUCUGCAGUCAGACCUAGUAACACUGGAAUGUAUAUGCAUAAGUUCAACUGCAUUAUGUCUGUUUAAUUGUGUAUUAAGCUUCAGUGAUUCUAGGUCAUGUGUUUGAGCACUAUAGUGGUGAUCACAUCUUAUUUUUAUGUGAAUGUUUUGUUUAUCAUGUAUAUAAAACUGCUAUCAAUGAAUUAAGAACACUGUUUGAGAGAGAUUUAGGGAGGCUAGAAAACAUAAUCAUCAUCAUUUAAUUUUGUAACUGCUGGUUUUAUGUACUGUUGUCUUUUGAUUUAGAUUUCACAUUUUAAUAAUAUCUUAAAGUUUCAAGGAAUAGUUGAUUAAUUUCUGGUAUUGUUGAUGUGUAAUGAUUUGACAGUACCCUCUCACAUAUGUAGGAAAUUUGGUACUUAUGAUAUCCUAGUCCUUUUUCUUUUUUACAGAUUGAUAAUUACAGAAGUGUUCAGGCACUACCUAUUUUCAUGAUAUAUUUUGCUUAUUACAGAAUUUUUAGUUCAGUAUAUUCCCAUUUGGCUUUCAGGUAGCUUGCUAACAGGCAUAUUGACUACAUCCUCAUUCAUACAUAGAUUCAUCUGUCUAUUCAUUUAUUUAUCCAGAUAUUAAGCUGACAUUACCUCUAAAGGUUGGUAGCCAAGAUUACUGGUCACACCUUUUAUUGUAGGAAUAAAAAUACAAAGGAGGGGAUUUUCAGUCCUUGUUCUCUAUCCCUUCUAGUCACUUUUUUUUUCUUUAUAUAUAUAUAUAUAUAUAUAUAUAUAUAUAUAUAUAUAUAUAUAUAUAUAUAUAUAUAUAUAUAUAUAUAUAUAUAUAUAUAUAUAUAUAUAUAGGGAGUACAGUGGUAGUAUUAUUCUAGACUGGCUGCAGAGUGUCCAGGAUGUGCCCUCUGCCAUAGGGAAAAUGUACAUACUUCCAUUUACAUACUUUAACCUUAUAAUUUUGUUCUUACAUGGUUCUUAGUUGUUCUGUAAUGAUUAACUAUUUAUUUUUACCUGCAUCUGAGGUGUCUCAGGGUACUUAUCUCUGCUCAUUAGAUCAUUUUAUAGUUUACAGUAUCAAUUUUCUGUAACAUACCACUUUUGUAAUAAAUUUUUGUUUUCAUCUUCUUUAUCGUUAUAUCAUAUUUCACUCAGCUAGCUCAUUCACAUUGCCUCUGCCUGAAUUCACUCAUUUCGUUAUACAUUCCAGAUGUGUGUUUCUGAGGUAUCUCAUAUUUUCAAAAUAGGAAAAAUAGAGAUAGAUUGCUUAUGUAUAUUGGAUGAAAAACUGACUGACUGAUUACACUGACUGAUUAUUCUGUAGAUUUUCAUCUAAAUUCUGAAUAGCUCUAAUUUUUAUUCUCAUGCACCAUUCCCUACACAUUUCACUGCAUUAUAAAUUCACAAUACAUAUUUGCCUAAAAUGAUUGUAAAGACUUCUGUACAUUUGCACCACACUUGCAUGUAUGUUGCACCACUGUAAUUGCAUAACUGCACAGCUUAUUGUGUAGGUCACCAAAAUAGUUUCUGAACAUAAAUAAUAUUUGCUAGUAAAAUUUUUAAAAAGAAUCUACAUUUAUAAAAAUAAAUUCCAUCUUUGAUUAUAAGGUGUUUGUUUAAAGUGACAUCAAUGAAGUGUUGAUUGUGUGAGAAAUGUGUUUUUAUAAAGGCAAUAAUGAACAUUUUUUAGAGAUUUUGAACAACUAGCCCUUUCUAUAUAAUAUCAUGCGAGUGGUAUGCAAGAAGAGGAGGGACAGUGUGGCUUUCAUUCAGUCACUAAACAAUUAUCAUUCAGUAAAGACAAACCAUGAUUUAUGAAUGUGUCUUAUCAAGACUAUGAAUUAAUAACUUUGUUCUUUAUUAUGAUUUUCAGUUGUGGAAUUCACAGAUAAAAAUUAUAAUUUUGUUUCACUUUACAAAAUGCUGAAAAUUAUAGAAAAAAAUAGAAAUUCACAAUUGACAACAGCAAUCCCUCUCCAUCUCUAGUUACUCAUCUGUUACUGCCAGUUCACUACCUAUGAUAUGCAUAAUUUGCAAGUUUUGUAGUGCAUAUUAUAGUACAUUACUCCAUGCUAUCAGUAACCCCAACACCCUAGCAUCAUCCUGGUAACUUUUGAUUACCACACACCUACCUCUCCAUCUCCCCAAGUGUUUUGGCUUCUAACUCUUUUACAAGUGUAAAGUUCAAUAACUCCACUCUGACUCAUGCUUAUAAAAUUUUAAUUGUUUACAAUUCAUAAUAUAUGUGAGAAAGUUUGCUUCUCUGAUAAUGGAGAUACACACAAAUAUUUACAGAUAUUUCUAACAACUGCACUUGAAAAAAAAAAUUAAAGAAUAAUUUAUUUGAAAUUAUUUUGCUAUUAAGCAUGACAGGUGAUGUAGCACAAAAAUGAGUUUAGACAAUAAAAACAUACAAAUUCAUGGCCAUUGUAGUGACAGGCGGUCCAAUACAUAUGCCUCAUUUUGGGAUGGUUACAGUGCCUUUAUAAUACAUACAUUUUGGAAUUAUGUAUCCAUUAAUAUUUAGGAAUUUGCAUUUUAUUAUUUCUCUAGCUACUUAUAAUCCCAUUAGUAAAUGAAAUAGUAGAAUACAGAUGCUGACAACAUUUGUAGACCCUGCUGCCAAUGAAAGUGGCACACAUGAUAAAACAAACCAUUGUUUCAUAGUGCAGGAAAAAUGUUGAGCUCAGUUGGAAUAAAGGGAUUAAUAUGAAAGUGUAGUAACAUCAGCAAGCAGUUUGUACAUGUCAGCUGUCACAUCUCUACAUGUCAUCACUCAGAUGAUUCUUGACCCCAUUAAGGAGUACUCACAUUUGCCAUGCUUACCCAGAAAUUGUGGCAAAUUUCUUUGCACAUUUCAUAUUGAUAAUACUAUUUAAGUGUUAAUAUCACAUAAGCUUCAAAUAUCCCAAACCAAUAUGGCCCUUAUUGACUUCUCCAAAAGGAUGGUUUUGGGUUUAUGCAGAUUUCUGGGGAGACAGGAGUGCCAUAAAAAUCUGUGCACUGUGUGAAGCAUAGGCUGAAAAGAUGAUAAGAUAAUUAUUCCAUCCCAGUGAAACAAACUGCCGUGGAUGAAGGCGUGUUUUGUCUAAAAGAACUUUAUUUUUGACAAUGCAUGAAGUGAGUACUUCACCAUUCCUCACAGCAAGAAAAAUAAAGCAAAAAAAUUCUUAGUAUGUGUGACACAAAACAAAACAUCAGCAUGCAACUUUCAUUGGCAGCAGGUGUAUUCAAAAUGUGAGAAACAAAAGGAGAAUGGUCAUUAGUCUCAAUGUAUCAUGUCUUGGGAACUUUUUUUUUUUAUUUACAGUAUGAUUAUAUAUAUUGAUUAUCUGUCAGUACUGUAUGUAUCUUUGCAUGUUUGAUGCAAAAAAUAUCAUAGAUGCAUUUUGGUUAUUUUAUAAGAAAAGAUUAAGAAAAAACUAACUCAUUUAUAAAUUAUGGGUUGUCUGUAUUUAUUUCAUUGAUGAAAUUUAGCAAUACUCCCUUGUAUCAUAGAUUUAUAUUUAAAGGUAAUGUUCACCAUGCAAUUCAGACAAAUGCUUGUAAUUGCAAAGCUAGAAAUUUAUCAGCCACUUGAAAUAUAUGUAUGCUGAGGCCCCAUCCACAUGACUGAGCAUUGCUUGAUGAAUGCUUGCUUCAUGCUCACUGUUUGGGCAAAAUUGGCUGGCAAAGCAGUGGGGUGCCUGUGCCCAUGAUUGAGUGAAGCCAUAUAAGGUCAUCUGCCUGGUAGUUUGACCAUUUGCUGCUGGGUGUGGAUGGAUGGCCUGCAUGUAUGAUAACAGAUUUUGCUUGGUCAAAGUCUGCUGGACACCGUUUGAUCGUGUGGAUGGGGUAUAAUUUAUCACUUUGUUGAGGAUGUAAGUUAAUUAUUGAUAUUUUGGCAAAUUUUUAUUUCCAUGAAUGGCUAUGAUGUACAAUUGAUAUUGUAAUAGUUCAUCUUUGGUCAUUUGUGGAAAAAAAUUAACAUUCCUAUAAUUCUUAAAAAAAAAAAAAAAAAAAAAAAAAAACUGAAGCACUUCUGACACUGCCAUACCUAAUUCAUUUAGUUAUCUCUGGCUUCUGGCAUCAGGAACUAGCAAUUCUCAACCAUCUAGAUCUUGUGAAAUACACAGAGAAAGAAUGAGAAUUGUUGGCUUUUGUCAUACAAUAGCAAUAUAAUUAAUAACUGACUAUUUAAGAAAUAUUAAGUCUCCAAAAAUAUAGUAGCUUGGCUUUAGGUUACAAGUCCUUUGAAAUAGUCCUCUUGUGACUCCACUCAGUACAACAGUUUUUCCAUUGCUAAAAAUGAUUUUAGAAGCUGUAUAUUGGGAUAGCUAUGAGCUGUGCUGUUAUGCUCUUCAUGAUGCCUUCUUGACUCUCAAAUCAGGAAUGUUUCAGAGGCAUCUUCAGCUUGGGAACAGCCAAGGAGGCAUAUCUAGAAAGUAUGGGAGCCUAGUGAACCUGAGGAAUUCCAGGCUUGGCUAAGGAGUCCUGAAACAGGUGUGGAGAAUGGCCCUAGGCUGAGACACCUAUAUUUUCCAGAAACAGAACUAGCAAUGUUCACACCAGCUGUUAAUUUAUGCCACAGCUGUCCAUAUCCAGGCCCACAGUGAGUAGAAUUUUGAUUAAUUUAUCUCAAGGAUGCCACAACAAAUCUAGUUGUAGUAUACAUGGCCUGAGCUGACUUGUGUGGUCUGUCUCCAUACCUAUAUUUAUCCAGUUUUCCUUUAAUUGAUGUAUACUUGUGUAGGAAAGCUGUAUUUCUUUGUGUUACUUGGGCAUCCUUCACUUCUCAAUUUUUCUUGUGUUCCCUCAAAAUUCUUGGUCUUCCUCUUCUCCACAGCAGUACAGGUAUGUUACAUCUAUCAAGUAGUUCCUCAUUUUGCUUAGUGCAUGUUAGUGUGUAUGUGAUUUGAUGGAUGGAUGGAUGAUACAUCACUUGUUGGGAAAUAUGUUUAAUUUACAGAUGCAUUUUUAUAAUUAUUUGCAUAUUUAUUUAUUUGUUUACUGAUGUAGUAUUCAUUUAUGCUAUUUAAUCUUAAAUUCUUUACUAUCAAGUAUCAUAUUUAUUUUACUAUCUGUUUGCACCAUGAUUCCUCAUGUAACUAAGAAGACUAAAAGAUUUUGAAUCCUUUAGGACAGAGAUGAUUUAAGCUUGUGUCUGUUCACACUGGUCACUGUUCACUUAGUAGAGAGUAGGUUUGGAAUACAAGUUAGAGUCGUGAUGUAUUGGGCAGGAAUGAAAGUUCAACGAUCUUA
Molecule: messenger RNA, 10981 nt
Organism: Scylla paramamosain (green mud crab)
Lineage: Eukaryota; Metazoa; Arthropoda; Malacostraca; Decapoda; Portunidae
Product: solute carrier family 35 member F5-like
Exons: 14
Coding region: 610-2310 (566 amino acids)
Cellular component (GO): membrane
Source: RefSeq, a predicted model, not a curated record